AGCCCUUUGAAACAUAGUAGGACCUGCCAGACGGUUCCUUACAGAAGGAUUUUAUUGACAGCAACUAAUUACCAUUCAUCACUUAGUGGAAAGGAAGAAAGGAAUGAAACAUUUCCCAUGACGUUCUCCACAUUGCUUGUUUUCCUCUCUCUCAUUCACAGUACUUUGCAGCUGCUGGGUGACACUGAAAGAUUUUGGACUACAGAUUCUUUGACAGGUUUCCACUACCAGAUAAACUCCCAAUCAGCUCUAACAUGGCACCAAGCAAGGAAAAGCUGCCAGCAACAGAAUGCAGAAUUAUUAAGCAUCACAGAGAUACAGGAGCAAACAUACCUGAGAGAGAUAACUAAAAAUAUGGAUUCUGCUCUCUGGAUUGGACUUAAUAGUUUGAAUUUUAACAGUGGAUGGCAGUGGAUGGGCAGCAGUCCUCUCAGAUAUUUAAACUGGGCUCCAGGAAGCCCCAUUCCAGCCCCUGGUAAACUCUGUGCCAUGCUGAAUCCCAGAAGAGCUUCUAAAUGGGAAAACCAGGCAUGUAAUCAGAAACAUGGCUACAUUUGUAAAAGGGGAAACUCCACUUUAGAGUCUCUCAAUACGCCUUCAGAUCACUUGGGGCCUAUUAAAUGCCCAGAUGGGUGGCUGCCAUACUCAGGUCACUGUUACAUGAUUCACAGAGAGCCCAAAGUAUGGAAAGAAGCUUUGACUUCAUGUAAGAAGCAAGAUGGAAAUUUGGCGAGUAUGCAUAAUAUUGCAGAGAACAGCUUUAUUGUUUCUCAGCUUGGCUACACGCCAACAGAAGACCUAUGGAUUGGACUGAAUGCCCUUAAGAUUCAAAUGUAUUUUGAAUGGAGUGAUGGGACUCCUGUGACAUAUAUUAAAUGGCUACGCGGUCAACCCAGCUAUGCAAAGAGACAAGAAGAUUGUGUUGUUAUGAAGGGACAGGAUGGAUAUUGGGCAGCUAAUGUUUGUGAAAAGAAACUUGGUUAUAUCUGCAAAAGGACACCUUUACCACAAGCUCCCAGGGAAGUGGAGAUCAUCGAUCCAGGCUGUCAGAGGGGCUGGAAAAGACAUGGAUUUCACUGUUAUUUGGUUGGACACACAUUUGUAACAUUCUCAGAAGCAAAUAAGACAUGUGAAAGGAGCAAUGGUUACCUAGCUACUGUGGAAGACAGAAAUGAACAAGCCUAUCUGAUUAGUCUGAUUGGGCUAAGGCCUGAAAAAUAUUUCUGGAUAGGUCUUUCAGAUGUAGAGGAACAAGGGACUUUCAAGUGGACCGAUGGUGAAGCAGUUCUGUUCACUCAUUGGAAUUCAGCAAUGCCUGGAGGAAAGUCGGGCUGUGUUGCCAUGGGAACUGGAAUUGCGGCUGGAUUAUGGGAUGUUCUUAGUUGUGAGAACACAGCAAAAUUUCUCUGCAAACAGUGGGCUGACGGUGUGACACAUCCUCUGAUUCCACUAACAACUCUUGCCCCCACAUGCCCUGAAGGCUGGGAUUCAAGCAAUUUUAUUAGCUCAUGCUUCAAAAUUUUUGUGAGAGAAGGAAACCAAAAGAAAUCAUGGUUUGAAGCUGAAGAUUUUUGUAGAGAAAUAGGAGGACACUUGAUCACUAUCAACAGAAAAGAAGUAAAGCAUUUAAUAUGGCAGAUGGUUCUGGACAAAGGAUUUAUCUUUCAGCAUUUCUGGAUGGGUUUGAUUUACUUGAAUCCUGAUGAAGGAUAUACCUGGAUUGAUGGUUCUCCAGUGAUUUAUGAAAACUGGAAUGAAGAAGAACCCAAUAAUGACAAAGGAAUUGAACAUUGUGGAACAUUUGAAGGAAGUCCAAAAAUGCAGUGGAAUGACUUGUAUUGUGAACAUUUACUUAAUUGGAUUUGUGAAAUAAAAAAAGGCAUUCCAUUAAAACCUGAACCAAGUACUAAGUUUGAUUAUAAAGUCACUGAUGAUGGAUGGGUUAUCUAUGAAGACAAGCAGUACUACUUCAGCACAGAAAAUGUCCAUAUGGAGAAAGCUUGGGAUAUUUGCAAGAAGAAGUUUGCAGAUCUUGCUGUCAUUGACAGUGAAAGUGAAAGGAAAUUUCUAUGGAGAUAUAUUUACACUAAAAACAGAAUGAAUUCAUAUUUCAUUGGCCUAACUGUCAGCUUUGAUCAAAAAUUUAGCUGGCUGGAUGGAACCCCAGUGAACUAUGUAGCCUGGGCCCCAAAUGAACCCAACUUUGCAAAUAAUGAUGAAAACUGUGUGGUCAUGAACAAAGAUUUUGGCUUUUGGAAUGACAUAAACUGUGGUAUUAAAAAUGCCUUUAUCUGUGAAAGGCACAACCGUUCUUCUCACUCAGAAUUUGCUUCAAUAGCACCUUCUCCUCUGGGAGGAUGUCCUGAAACCUGGCUUUUGUUUAAUAAUAAGUGUUAUAAAAUAUUCGGCUCCAGUGAAGCAGAGAGAUUGACUUGGCAUGCUGCACGAAACACUUGCAUAAAGUUAGGAGGAAACCUGCCUUCUAUACAUAAUGAACAAGUGCAAGCUUUCCUCACCUUCCAUUUAAAGGAUGUCAUGGCUGAAACCUGGAUUGGACUGAACGAUAUUAACAUGGAGGGCCAUUAUCUUUGGACAGAUGGGAGUUUAUUUGACUAUGCAAAGUGGGCCAGGAAUUUCCCAUUUAGAGAUAGUUACAUACGAGUUGACUGGACACUUGUUACACAGGAGACUGACUGUAUUGCAAUGAUGAAGAGAUUGGUAGGAGAGGAAGGGAAAUGGGGAAACAAUGAUUGUCAGCAGAACAAAAGCUAUAUAUGCCAGAUGGACAGCAAUCCUGAUUUAUUUCAUUCCCCAGCAAUUCCAGCCUCAGACAUUAUUCAUUAUGGUAAUAGUAGCUAUUCAAUUAUCCGCUCCAAAAUGAAUUGGGAAGAGGCACGAAACAACUGCAAGAAAAAAUCUUUAGAACUUGCCAGCAUUUUGGAUUACUAUAGUGCUUUAUUCCUGUGGUUAUACAUGUUGCAGUUUGGAGAGCCUGCAUGGGUUGGUCUCAACAGCAAUGUGACUGAUGGCUAUUACAAAUGGACUGAUAACAGGAGAAUCAAAUAUUCUAAUUGGGCUAGAGGGGAACCAAAACAGAAAAUAGCCUGUGUCUAUCUAGACCUUGAUGGAACCUGGAAAACAGCAUCCUGUGAUGGAAAUUAUUUCUCUGUCUGUAAACGGUCUGAUGUUAUAGCUCCUACUGAUCCUCCACAACUCCCUGGAAAAUGUCCAAAAUCAAGAAACCCCUUAUCUUGGAUUCCUUUUCGUGGCCAUUGCUACUUCUUUAAUGCCCAUAGUACCAGCUGGGCUGAAUCCUCUACUGAAUGCACUCGACUAGGUGCUACUUUGGUUUCAAUAGAAGAUUUAGCUGAAUCCAAAUUUCUAGCAGACAUUAUAGAGCCACAUAAAGGAGAGACAAGUGGGUUUUGGACAGGAAUAUAUAGAAACGUUGAUGGGUUGUGGUUAUGGCUAGACAAAACUGCAGUAGAUUUUGUCAACUGGAAUAAAGGACAGCCUUCAAGUAAUCAGUUUGAGUACUGUGUGGAAAUGUCUGCAUCCUCUGGGUACUGGAAUACCAUUCCCUGCUCUUCCCAAAAGGGGUCCAUUUGUAAGAAACCAAAGAUGAUUGAAGCUCAACCAAGUGAGAAUCUAAUAAUUAAGAAAGCACCUGCCCACAGCACAGUUUGGAUUCUAAUUAUUCUGGUCCUUAUUCUAGUAGGAGCAGGACUCACUGCCUAUUUCUUAUUCAGGAAAAAAAGACAAAAUAAACUACAAACAGAUGCCAGCUUCAAUAAUGUGCUAUUAGAACACAGAGAUACUGUAACCGGAGAGAGUGAUACAAAGGAUUCUGUUGACAAGAAAGAUCAAAAUGAACACACUGUCAUCUAGUGUGAUAAAAUAACUGAAUUGCAUGUCUGAUUUUGAGAAAAAAUGAUGUAAUUGGAAUGAAUGAAAUCUUAAGCAAAUUUGCAUUCUCCUAGUACACUGUUUUGAGCUCUGCAUGUAUACCUACUAGCAGAGGCAAUUAUCCCUUUUAUAAUGUUGAAAAUGUCCUAGAACAAUUUCACAGGAGGAGACUUGAACAGUGUGGCUAACUAACAAGUAUUGCAAAUAGACAACUGAAGAAAACUAAAAUGAAACAUGUAGCAGUGUGAAUUAACACUCAGGCAUCUUUGGGUUUUAGAGUCUUGCAUUGCCAUAACCCAUAAAGUGUCGAGACAGCUGAAUAGUGAGAAUUGUCUCAGCAAAGCAGGUAUCCUAUAAAUAUCACUCAAGAGAUCCAGCUGUUUAGACUAUACAUGAGUUCAACAUUUAAAAGACUGUAGUGUUAUUUCAGUCAAGAUAACUUUGAUAUGUAUAAUUUAUAAUUAUAUAAUAUAUAUAAAUUAGAUAUACAAAAUAGAUCACAAUAAUCUUACUUUUACACAAAUUGUUUUACCCACUUUAUUAGUUCAGUAUUAUAAUCUUAGCUUGUGACUUUGUAAUACGAUUUCUGUAAGCUAAUCAUGUGUGGAUUACAAUAUUUUUCUCACAAUAUGUGAAUAGAUGAAAGUCAAAUGUAAAUGGUUUCCCCUCAUUCAUACCUUCAGUUUGAAGUUUUGUAAAAUAAAUAAGGCUGUUUAUUUUGCUACAGGCUUGCAUUUUUAUAAGAUUAUACAACUAUGAAUGUUUUUGUAUCAGCUUCAAAUUAACAACAUUAAAUAUGUAAACAAAAGGAUCUGUUACUUAGAUAAGCAAUGAUGAGCUUAGCAUGCAGAGAUGCUGAUCAAGUGAAGCAUUUACUUGUGAGAUGGAUUGGCUAAGACCAUGGGGGAACAAUAAAGUAUGUACAACAUGCCUGUCUAAAAGAGAAAUAAACAGUAG
This is a messenger RNA of Trachemys scripta elegans, 4863 nucleotides long. Its product is annotated as macrophage mannose receptor 1-like. The record is from RefSeq and is a predicted model, not a curated record. NCBI's taxonomy places the organism in Eukaryota, Metazoa, Chordata, Testudines, Emydidae. The coding region runs from base 118 to 3888 and encodes 1256 amino acids. The transcript has 28 exons. Gene Ontology annotation, molecular function: signaling receptor activity.